This is a messenger RNA of Linepithema humile (Argentine ant), 644 nucleotides long. RefSeq names its product Riboflavin kinase (gene Rfk). Gene Ontology annotation, cellular component: mitochondrion. Gene Ontology annotation, molecular function: riboflavin kinase activity. Lineage: Eukaryota; Metazoa; Arthropoda; Insecta; Hymenoptera; Formicidae. The record is from RefSeq and is a predicted model, not a curated record. Gene Ontology annotation, biological process: FMN biosynthetic process; riboflavin biosynthetic process.
UGUCACCAAACGCGGGUGACUAUCAGCUUGACGUAAUGUUGGACAUACGUGCGAAUAUAUUACAGCACAUGCCACGUCAUAUUAUUAAUGACCGCACGUUUGUUUCAGUAAUUUUGCUCGGUUUAUCUGUAGAAUAGUGCCGACUGUCGUGGAAUGAACGGGAAUCAUGUGCAACAAGAUAUUGCCGUACUUCGUAUCUGGAACUGUCAUUAGAGGCUUCGGUAGAGGUUCCAAGGCACUCGGCAUUCCGACAGCUAAUCUCCCAGAACCCGUGGUUAACGCCUUAUCAAAAGAUUUAGAUAAUGGAAUUUAUUACGGUUGGGCCUCUUUGCGUGGAGAAGUUCAUAAAAUGGUAGCAAGCAUAGGAUGGAAUCCUUAUUAUAAGAAUGAGAAGAAAUCCAUGGAAGUGCACAUACUACAUAAAUUUCAAAAUGACUUUUAUGGUGAAGAACUUAAGGUGAUUAUUGCUGGAUAUAUACGACCUGAAAGAGAUUUCUCUUCCCUAGAGGAACUUAUCAAAGAGAUAAAGAAUGACAUAGCAAUUACGGAACAACAAUUAGAAGAGCCUGUUGCAAAUAAAUUAAAAAACGACGAUUUUUUAACGACUAAGAUAAAUAAUUAAUAAGAUAAAUGGCUUUAAAAAA